Molecule: messenger RNA, 2461 nt
Organism: Periophthalmus magnuspinnatus
Lineage: Eukaryota; Metazoa; Chordata; Actinopteri; Gobiiformes; Gobiidae
Gene: caprin1a
Product: cell cycle associated protein 1a
Exons: 17
Coding region: 182-2014 (610 amino acids)
Cellular component (GO): cytoplasm
Molecular function (GO): RNA binding
Source: RefSeq, a predicted model, not a curated record
GGGGCAGCACAGGGUCCUUGUAGCCACCGUUAGCUGCUAAUCAGAACAGAGCGGUACAAACAGCCCUGGCGACACACCGAGCAUCACCAAAAACACCACCCCGAGGAGAAAGAAACACACCUCCAGACCAUCAACGUCCAAUCUGUUUAAGAGAAGCUCUUUGAAGACAAAGAGUAUAAAGAUGCCUUCAGCAACAGUUGGCAAUAAUGCUGUUCAGUGUGCCACUCCUGACCUGGGAAAUGGAAGUCACUCUGAGACCAUGAAGCAGGUUCUUGGAGUAAUUGACAAGAAGGUUCGCAACAUGGAAAAGAAAAAGUCUAAAUUGGAUGACUACCAGGCCAAGAAGAACAAGGGGGAAAAACUAAAUCAAGACCAGCUGGAGGCCUUGUCAAAGUACCAAGAGGUCUUAAACAAUCUUGAGUUUGCUCGUGAAUUGCAAAAAAGCUUCAUAUCAUUGGGCCAAGAAGUUCAAAAGGCAGUAAAAAAAACUGCCAGGAGGGAACAGCUGCUGCGAGAGGAAGCGGAGCAGCGGCGGCUAAAGGCUGUUCUGGAACUGCAAUUUGUGCUGGACCAGUUGGGCGAUGAAACCGUCCGGAGAGACCUGAAACAGCCUGAUGCAUCUGGCUCUCCAUUAUUCACCGAGGCUGAUCUCGCUUUGUUUGAUGGAUUUUACAAAAUGGUGGGACCUGAAAGGAGCCAUGAUAUCAGGCUGAGUGAACAAUAUGAAGAAGCCUCACAACACUGGUGGGAUCUACUUGAAGGCAGAGACAAGGCAGUGGCAGGGACAACCUAUAAAUUCUUGAAGGAAUCUCUUGAAAAGAUAUUGGCAAGCGGUUACUUUGACAGAGCACAAAGCCAUCAUAAUGGCACAUGUGAAGAGGCAGACAAACCGGAGCAGAUGGUGGAAGUUGAGGCCAAAGAAGACUCAUUACCAGAAGCAACAGUUACAGAAAAAUAUACAGAACCUAUUCAAGUGGAAACAACUGAGUUUGUGAACAGGCAGUUUAAUUCUGAAGCUGCCUACAGUAGCACAGAGAAAGUGGAAGAAUGGGCAAUGGAAGCUCAGAUGGUGAACUCAUUACAGUGUCAAUCCCCCGCUCCUGCUCCUGAGCCAACAGUUACUGUGAACCCUCUCACCCCAUGUCCUCCUCCUGACCCUGUGGUCCGAAAGCAGGCAGUCCAGGACCUAAUGGCCCAAAUGCAAGGAACGUACAACUUUAUGCAGGAUUCCAUUUUGGAGUUUGAUGGACAGGCCCUGGACCCUGCUAUUGUUUCUGCGCAGCCGAUGAAGUCUGCGCAGACUGUGGACUUGCAGCAAAUGGCACACUCAGAAUCCAGAGUUUCUCAGACAUGUGCAAUGACUGGCCCUCAGGAACCUUCACAACCCUCUAUCCCAUGUUCCCUGUCCUCUGCCUUUCCACCUGUCUCCAAACCUACCCACACUGGUGGCAUCAAUGUCAACGCAGCUCCUUUUCAGUCAGUGCAAGCGGUAUUUAAUAUGAGUGCUCCAGUCCCCCCUGCCAGGGAGAGUCCAGUGGAGGCUUUGAAACAGGCCAGUCAGUUUCCAGGUGGCUACACACAAAGCUUUAGCCAGCAGGAAAACAAAGUGGACCAGUCUGAAAUUCCACAACAAACAUUACAGGCAGCUGUUGGUGGAUUUCAGCCUCAAGACCAAGUUUUGUCUUCUGUGGGACAUGAAGAACCCUCGGGAGGUGCUGGGUUUGGCCAGUCUGCCCAGUUUUACAAUGGCAGGAGUGCGCCCAGAGGUGGCCCCCGCAACGGACGGGGUAUGAUGAACGGCUACAGAGGAUCCGCCAAUGGUUUCAGAGGCGGAUAUGAAAACUACCGACCGCCUUUCACAAAUGCUCCAAAUAGUAAUUAUGGGCAGACACAAUUCACUGCAUCUCGAGACCUCUCAAACAGUAGCUACCAGAGGGAGCAAGGCUUCAAAAGGGGAGCUGCCCAAGGACCUCGCAGUCUGCCUCGAGGGAACGCACAAGCAAUGCGAUCUUAAAAGCUCUUAAGUACAGGAGUCAUGCCACGUUAAACAUUCAGGAUCUUUUGAAUGUUUUACUCUAGCUUACUUUUAUAACAUUUUGUUUUAAACCCCUCGUCCACUCAUCAGAGUCAGCCUGCUUUGGUCUUUUUAGGUCAAUUUUAACACAGUAUGCUGAAUUUCACAAGUAGAAGCAAGUAUGUAUCUGUUAUAUAAUAACAUAAUAGCUUUUCCUGUAAACUUGAAAGAUUUCAUUAAUUUAUUUUUUGUACAAAAUAAAAGCAAAAAAUACCCUGCCAAUUUACAUUAAGAUUAUCUUCUACUUUGUUCUUUUCCCUUUUGUUCUUAGAAAUUUAAUGGAGCAAUUUUUUAUCUUUUUUUAAUCUGUCAUAUGGCUCUUACACCGUCAACUUUGUACACUGUCAUUGGUUGAGACUGUUUCAAUAAAGUUGUGCUAUAUUAUUA